Molecule: messenger RNA, 450 nt
Organism: Arctia plantaginis
Lineage: Eukaryota; Metazoa; Arthropoda; Insecta; Lepidoptera; Erebidae
Source: the annotation of a GenBank genome assembly
AUGACAAGCAAUGUGGAAACCUCUACUUUGGAAAAAGAAGAACGUCUUCAACGUAUAAAGGUUGGCGCAUUCUUCGCUACAGUUGCAGGAAUAUCUGCAUUUGUAGGAUUUGGAGCAACACUUUCUACAGUUAAGAAAGCAGACCCAAAGUAUUUUAGCAAAGGACUACAUGGCAACCCGGAACUGGCAGAUGCUGGUGUUAUACUUGCACUAAGAGCACUUGGUUGGGGUACUCUGUAUGCUAUAACUGGCACUACAUGUUUAUGUUAUGGUGUAUGGAAACUUUCUGGAGCUAAAGAUCUGAAAGACUUCAGGCAAAAAAUUGGCAAUAUCUUACCUAUUUUACCCAGGAAUAACCCACCACAAUCUAGAACAGAGUUUAGUGGUCUAAAUGAUUUGAUGACAUAUCUGUCAGAGGAAUAUGGAAAGAACUCAGUAAAGGAUAAAUAA